AUGACUCAAUGGGAAUUGGUAUUUGGCAUGUUGGCAGAAUGGCAACUGGAGAUCUUGGUUACCAUUACGGUGCUUAUUGCCGGCAGCCUCCUCUACCUAGAUCGCCCGGCUGUGUACCCAGGUAUUCCUCUGAUGGGAGCCGGGAAAGGGUGGUUUGGGUAUAGGCAGGCAGUUAAUAAAUAUCGCGUCAACGGACGGGAGAUGGUAAGGGAAUAUUCCAAGACCAACAAGCCAUUUCAGGUAAUCACGGAUACGACCACCAAGAUCUUCUUGCCAGCUGAAUAUACCGAGGAGGUCAAGGGAAUUAAAGAGCUGAGCUUUGGCAAGGGACUUUCUAUUGAAUUGUUUGGCGGAUAUCGUGGGUUUGAGGCCGUGGCCGCCCUAGGUGACGACGAGAGCAACAUCAUCCAGACAGUUUCUCGCUUGAAGAUAACAACGUCACUGAAAUAUCUGACCGACGAGAUAUCCGACGAGGCAUCCGCGGCGCUACAGGAACAGCUGGGAGACAACAUUCAAGAGUGGCAAGAGGCCAGCGUCAAACCUAUUGUCCGCAAUCUCAACGCCCGCCUCUCGGCCCGCGUCUUUGUGGGGCCCGAGCUCUGCCGAAACAAGGCCUGGCUGGACGUUUCCACCAGCUACGCGGCGCAAUGCGGAGUCGCCGCCUUUAAGUUGCAGGCGUGGCCUCGUGUGUUGCAGUGGCCUGUCAGCCUUUUCCUCCCCGAGUGCAGAGUCCUGCGGCGCAUGGCUGCCGAUGCGCGUCGUAUCUUGGCGCCCAUUGCUUCCAAUCGCAGUGACAAGCCAGUUGACCCCAAACACCGGGGAGGAGAUACUAUUUUGUGGAUACAAGAGGCCGUUUCCAAGGCCAAAAUGUCCCAUAAAUACUCUGUGGCAGACUUCCAGCUCGGCCUGAGCCUCGCCGCCAUCCACACCACAACUGAGCUGCUCACCAAUGCACUUUUCGAUAUCGUCACCACCGGACCAGAGCUCAUUGACGAACUGCGGAGAGAAAUUAUACAAGUGUUCAACGGGGAAGGUGGCAUCGCUUCAUAUAACGAGGAAGAGGUCUUUACAAAGGAGCGGCUGUACAAGUUGCGCUUGCUGGAUAGCACUUUGAAGGAGACGCAGCGCCUUCGCAUGUCAAGACUUGGCGGCAUGCCACGUGUAGCGACAGCCCCCAUCACCUUCAAGUCCGGACUGGCCAUCCCGGCGGGCGCCUUCACCCACGUGCUCUUGACGGCACACAUGGACCCGUCAAUAUACUGGUCUCCAGAGACGUACGACCCGCGCCGUUUUCUGAGGCUGCGCUCGCAGCCGGGCCAGGACAAGAACUGGCAGAUGGUGACGACGAGCCCGCACCACUUGGCGUUUGGGUACGGGGAGCAUGCGUGCCCCGGGCGGUUUCUGGCCGCGGCCCAGGUCAAGAUCGCCCUGGUGCGGCUGCUGAUGGAAUACGACUGGCGCUUCGAUGGGGGCAGGCCGGAGAGUUUGGAUGUGGGCGGCGGCAUGAAUUGGGCUAAUCCCAACGCCAAGGUCUCAUUCAGGAAGAGGAAGGCCGAGGUAGCGUUUUGAAUAUUGAGGCGGCGAAAAAAAAAAAAAAAGACCAGAGGCAGAAGCAAAGAAAUUGACAAACAAGGGGGGAAACAAUAGCGAAUACUUUUUACGACUCGUGUACCGCAAACUUGAUAUGGUUCUGGCGAACUUAUUUUGGCAAUUUGGUAUGGACCCUGACUCUCGGUCGACUAAUUGGAUCGCGCGGCAUCAGAAAGUAGUGCGCGGUUUUGAUGAGGGAUAAAACGGGGCCUUGUUUGUUAAUUAUUUUAACCCAAAAUUAUCAGUUGAAGUUUCUUUGCUCGGUCUGCAGAUGUGUCGUUGGAG
Messenger RNA from Pyricularia oryzae 70-15, 1875 nucleotides. Its product is annotated as cytochrome P450 monooxygenase. The transcript is spliced from 7 exons. Gene Ontology annotation, molecular function: monooxygenase activity; iron ion binding; heme binding. Bases 1 to 1569 code for a protein of 522 amino acids. The record is from RefSeq and is a predicted model, not a curated record. Lineage: Eukaryota; Fungi; Ascomycota; Sordariomycetes; Magnaporthales; Pyriculariaceae.